Messenger RNA from Rhizophagus irregularis DAOM 181602=DAOM 197198, 661 nucleotides. NCBI's taxonomy places the organism in Eukaryota, Fungi, Glomeromycota, Glomeromycetes, Glomerales, Glomeraceae. The record is from RefSeq and is a predicted model, not a curated record.
UUCUUGUGGUGGUAUCAUUAUUCUGUUUGCGUAUAAAUUAUGAAAGUUUAAACAUUUUCUUGAAGACCAGAAAGUUAUUUUUUUUCAAUUAAAUGAAUUAAUUGACUUUUUAUGAUUUUCUUUACGUAAACCGCAUGUGAUUUUAUAAUUACAUACAGUAAUAAGAAGACGCGAUGAAAGUUCGCGUUUUUGUAGGUUACACGAAAAUUUCUUAUUCAUGCGUUCAUGCGUUUUUGUGUAAUUAUAUUAUAAGUAUAUCACUAUUAAAGUAUAUUUAUUCUCUUAUUUUAUUUUACUUUUUACUUUUUAGAUUUUUAGUUCUUUUUUUUAUUUUAUUUUUUACUUUUUGUUUCCUUAAAUUUUUUAGAUAACCAUAAUUACCUUGCAAGUUGCAAGUAACAUUUCUUCUUUAUCUUUGUUAUUUAAUAUUUCACACUGUGUGAUAAUGGAUACUUCUUGUUGUGAUAUCAUUAUUCUGUUUGCUUAUAAAUUAUGAAAGUUUAUUUUCUUGAAAAGAACAGAAGACCAGGAUAUUCUAAGAUAUGCACGUAAUACGGAGCACAAAUCACUGUUCUCUAAUGUUGAGAGGAACCCGAUAUUAUAGAAGAUCAACACAUAUUUUCGUGGAAAAAUACAAUCGAAAGUCUUUUUGCUGACAAAU